GCUUCAACAGCCAACUACCCCGAAGGGUAAGGCCGCCAAAGUUUGUGGGUGCCUUGGCCAGUGCUUGUCCAAUUUUGAAAACUUAAAAGAGUAGAAAAGAACUAUGAAUCUGACACAAAGAAGAGUGAGUUCAAGAAUCCCUCAAGUAAUUGGAUUCGGAAGGUCCUUCAAGUCGUCCCUCAAUCCCUCCUCUAUUACCCACGGCAUCCACGUUUUCCAAUGCCCUGACUCUGUUGGUAUUGUUGCGAAGCUCUCGGAUUGUAUUGCUUCCAGAGGUGGAAACAUUCUCGGUGCUGAUAUUUUCGUCCCUCAGAACAAGAAUGUCUUCUACUCUAGAAGUGAGUUUAUUUUUGACCCCGUUAAAUGGCCGCGUGUGCAAAUGGAUGAGGACUUCCUCAGAAUUUCAAAAAUGUUCGAUGCAACAAGGUCUGUUGUCCGGGUGCCUAAGCUGGACCCCAAAUUCAAGAUUGCUGUUAUUGCUUCAAAGCAGGAGCAUUGCCUGAUUGAUUUGUUACACUCAUGGCAGGAUGGAAGGCUUCCGGUUGAUAUAACUUGUGUAAUAAGUAAUCAUGAUAGAGGCCCAGACACUCAUGUGAUUCGGUUUCUUGAACGGAAUGGCAUUCCUUAUCAUUAUUUACACACAACUAAAGAGAAUAAAAGAGAAGAGGAGAUCCUGGAUUUGGUUCAGAAUACUGAUUUUUUAGUUCUUGCCAGGUACAUGCAGAUAUUAUCUGGUAAAUUUCUGCAGAGCUAUGGAAAAGAUAUAAUUAACAUUCACCAUGGUCUUUUGCCAUCAUUUAAGGGUGGGAAUCCGUCAAAGCAGGCUUUUGAUGCUGGUGUGAAAUUAAUCGGUGCUACGAGUCACUUUGUUACUGAAGAACUUGAUGCAGGGCCUAUCAUUGAACAGAUGGUUGAGAGAGUUUCUCAUAGGGAUAAUAUCCAGAGUUUUGUGCGGAAAUCAGAGAACCUUGAGAAACAAUGCCUUGCAAAAGCUAUAAAAUCAUACUGUGAAUUGCGUGUUUUGCCUUAUGAGGAAAACAAGACUGUUGUAUUCUGAGGUGAAGACAAAGGGGAGAGAGCUGUUGACUGUUGUUACAAUCUGUAUGUUCGUGAGCCAUUCAUUUUUCCUAAUUAAAAUAUUCCCAGCACAAAUGUCGAGAUGAUGAUUAUUAUUUAUAUUCCAAACUCAGAAGAUAUCCUAGUGAAAUUUAAGCUAAUCUCUUUGGAUUUGAUUUAGUGAGAGUACCAGACAAAACUUAUCUUCUAUUGUUGCCGACUUACAGAAGUUCAUCUUUAGUUUGCA
This is a messenger RNA of Populus euphratica (Euphrates poplar), 1303 nucleotides long. RefSeq names its product formyltetrahydrofolate deformylase 1, mitochondrial. Lineage: Eukaryota; Viridiplantae; Streptophyta; Magnoliopsida; Malpighiales; Salicaceae. The transcript has 8 exons. Gene Ontology annotation, molecular function: formyltetrahydrofolate deformylase activity. The record is from RefSeq and is a predicted model, not a curated record. Bases 104 to 1057 code for a protein of 317 amino acids. Gene Ontology annotation, biological process: 'de novo' IMP biosynthetic process.